Molecule: messenger RNA, 1596 nt
Organism: Pelobates fuscus (common spadefoot toad)
Lineage: Eukaryota; Metazoa; Chordata; Amphibia; Anura; Pelobatidae
Gene: LIAS
Product: lipoic acid synthetase
Exons: 11
Coding region: 65-1183 (372 amino acids)
Biological process (GO): lipoate biosynthetic process
Cellular component (GO): mitochondrion
Molecular function (GO): 4 iron, 4 sulfur cluster binding; lipoate synthase activity
Source: RefSeq, a predicted model, not a curated record
GCAUGGUGCCAGACCCUACCAAUCGCUUAUCGAGGCAAAGCGACCUGCUGUGUUGUCAGUGACCAUGAGACUGACCGGGCAGCUGAGGGGCGCACAGCUUUUACGGGUUAUAACGUUACAUGAAUGUCGUACCUCUUACCGAGCAUUAAGCAGUUUACCCGAUGACCGGAAGACACUCCUUCAGAAUGGCCCAGAAUUUAAAGAUUUCUUAUCAGGCGACUUGGAUGACAAAACUAAAUGGGCUGAAUAUAAGGGUGACCUAAAGAGAGAGAAAGGAGCGCGAUUAAGGCUUCCUCCUUGGGUAAAAACAGAAAUUCCAAUGGGUAAAAACUACAAUAAACUGAAAAACACACUGAGGAGCCUAAACCUUCACACUGUGUGUGAAGAAGCACGGUGUCCAAACAUAUCCGAAUGCUGGGGAGGAGGAGAGUACGGCACAGCUACUGCUACUAUUAUGUUAAUGGGCGACACUUGUACCAGAGGCUGCCGCUUCUGUUCUAUUAAAACUGCAAGAAAGCCUCCUGCUUUAGACCCGGACGAGCCAUACAACACAGCCAAAGCCAUAGCGGAGUGGGGAUUGGAUUACGUGGUGCUCACUUCAGUGGACAGAGAUGACAUUUCGGACGGAGGAGCUGAACACUUCGCCAAAACAGUGUCUCUAUUAAAGGAGAGGAAUUCUAAAAUUCUCGUUGAGUGUCUAACUCCAGAUUUCCGAGGGGACUUAAAAGCAGUGAAGACGGUGGCUGUGUCUGGGCUGGAUGUCUAUGCCCAUAAUGUGGAGACUGUGCCAGAAUUGCAGAGGUUUGUCCGCGACCCACGUGCUAACUUUGAACAGUCUAUCAAUGUCCUGAAACACGCGAAGAAUGUACGUCCUGAUAUUAUAUCCAAAACGUCCAUCAUGCUCGGUUUAGGGGAGACAGACGAACAAGUUUACAACACAAUGACAGCUUUACGAGGAGCAGGUGUAGACUGCUUGACCCUUGGACAGUACAUGCAGCCAACAAAACGACAUCUUAAGGUUGAAGAGUAUGUUACACCUGAAAAAUUUAAGCACUGGGAAAAAGUGGGCACAGAGUUGGGCUUCUUGUACACAGCCAGUGGACCUCUUGUCCGUUCCUCCUAUAAAGCAGGUGAAUUCUUUUUGAAGAAUUUGGUGGAGAAAAGAAAAACCAGAGCCAUUUAAAAUAAAAAAUUAUUGAAGAACAGUUUGAAUCCUAUGGAAUAAUAUGGUUUUAACAACUCUGCAGGAAAACUGAAAAAUUAUACUAAAUGUUAGGACUCUGGUGCUAUUUAGCAUAUCCUGCAGACAGAGAUGUCCCAGGGACCAGGAAAUGAUUUCAUAUAAUGGACACCAAGCCAAGGCAAUUUGAACUACAGAUACAUGAUUGUCUGAUAAUGGAAGAGAAAAAAAAAGCUGGAAGAAAGUAAUUCAUAUGUUUGUGGGUGUCCCACAGGACGUGUGCUCAUAACUAGUUGAAGCGGGUAAAUAUUAAGGGCGACCCUCACAUGUAUGUGCUCAAGAAUCGGAAACUGUAUGUCCUCUCUGCACCUAUUACUGGUGCUGCUACAUAAGCUAAUUAAACUCUCUGAUAUCAA